Acanthochromis polyacanthus (spiny chromis) is the source of this 5060-nucleotide messenger RNA. RefSeq names its product inositol polyphosphate-4-phosphatase type I Aa (gene inpp4aa). Lineage: Eukaryota; Metazoa; Chordata; Actinopteri; Pomacentridae. Gene Ontology annotation, molecular function: phosphatidylinositol-3,4-bisphosphate 4-phosphatase activity. Bases 291 to 3179 code for a protein of 962 amino acids. The record is from RefSeq and is a predicted model, not a curated record. Gene Ontology annotation, cellular component: cytoplasm. The transcript is spliced from 24 exons.
GGAGGCUCUGCACCCAGUGGAGGCUUCAUUACGUCUGGAUGUGUCAGAGGGAGUCAGGGCGAGUCUGACUGCAGGCAUCGUCGAUGGAAGCAGGAUGCGCAUCAUUAUGAGGAGAAACCAUCGCUGCUUUUUUCCAAACGGUUCAUCACUGACAAGCGUGUGACCGCUCAGAUCGAACAGAAGUGAAUCCGACCCAGCGGAAGAGUUUUAAUUCAGAGUCUGCUGGACGUCGUUCUGCUCUUCAGGCGUUUCGUUCUAACGUCCAUCCUCAGCGCAGACGUGAAGCCGCCAUGUCCGGGAAGGAGCGCAGCCCCCGCCACCGGCCGUGGUCGGUCUACCGGGCCAACACGUUCGAUCUGUCGGCUGAGAUGAUGGGGCUGGCUCUGUCAGGCAACAGUCAGGAUCCAGAUGAGCCAGUGCUGGAAUUUAGUGUGGCCUGCAGCGAGCUGGUUACUCCCUCUCUGGACCGGAAGCCGACCAGCUUUGUGGCCGUCAGCUGCACCACUCCUCCUCAGGCCUUCUGGACCAAACACGCUCAGACUGAGAUCAUAGAGGGCACCAGUAAUCCCAUCUUCCUGAGCAGCAUAGCGUUCUUUCAGGACUCCCUGAUCACUCAGCAAACUCAAGUCAAGCUUUCAGUGUACGAUGUGAAGGACCGCACGCAGGGCACGAUGUACAUGCUGGGUUCAUCCAUGUUUUCUGUGAAGGAGCUGCUGCAGGACAAACACCACAGGCUGCACCUGACACUCAGGUCGGCAGAGAACCAACGGGUGGGAAACAUCACCGUCAUCGCCUGGCAGAUAGAGGAGAAGCGUGAACAGAGAGCUCCUGUUGCAAGAUUGCAGAGAGGAGACACCGUUAAUGGAAGGAUGGUUCUCCCUGUUGAUGAAAGUCUGACUGAAUCCAUGGGCAUAAAAUCCAAGUCUUCAUCUUUAUGCAAAGAUCCUCUGCUGAAGGCCGUGUUUGGAGGCGUCAUGUCUCGGACGUACCGUUUCCCCACCACGGAUGGAAACCACCUGAGGAUCCUGGAGCAGAUGGCGGAGAGCAUCCUCUCCCUGCACGUUCCCCGGCAGUUUGUCAAACUGCUGCUGGAGGAGGACGCCGUCAGGGUGUGUGAGCUGGAAGAACUGGGAGAGCUGUCUGCAUGCUGGGAGAACCUGAGGAGGCAGAUCAUCACUCACUACCAGACCAUCAUCCUCACCUACCAGGAGACCAUCAGCGACCUGCACGAAUACAAAGGUCCUUCAUUUAAGUCCAGCACUUUGAAAGCUGAGAGGAAGCUGGAGUUCAUUCCCACCAACCUGCAUAUCCAGAGGAUGAGAGUCCAGGGGGAGUCUGGUUAUGACCGGACAUACGAUGUCGUGACCAUCGGUGCUCCUGCAGCUCAUCAUCAAGGCUUUAAAGGCUGCGGCCUCCGAAAACUGCUGCACAAACUAGAAGAAGCCAGAAAACACACUUAUGAGGAGGAGAGCUCCACUGGCCCCGGCUCUAAAGCGAUGCCAUACCAGCCGCAGGAUGUUGUCAAAGCGAAGGAGCUGAUUGGUCAAAUUAACACUCUGAAGACGCAAGUGUGUUACUACACCGAACGUUUGUCUCGAGCUGCCAAGGACCGCUCAGCCAACGCUCUGGAGAGAACUCUGGCCAUCCUGACAGAGAAGACUCGUCAGCUGGUCACCGUAUGCGACUCCAAGCUGCUGUCUUCGGCCAUCGUCGCCCUGGCAGCCGCCCGCCCAGAGUUCUCUCAGCACAGCACCCCAUCUCCGUCCUCCUCCUCCCUCUCGCCCUCCUCUCGCUCUCCGUCCCGCUCCCCCUCUCGUCACCCCACCUCCCCGUCCCGUGCCGCCACCUCGCCCUCUCGCCACGCGGUUCCUCCUGACGAUGGGAGUAAAAACAAGCGCGCCUCCUUGCAGGCAGAUUUGCACGAGGAGGAGUGGGAGAAGGUUUGGCUGAAUGUGGAUAAAAGCCUGGAGUGUGUGAUCCAGAGAGUGGACAGGCUGCUGCAGAGAGACAAACUCCAGAGCGACAGCAGCUCCGAAGACGUCUUCCUGCUCACCACUGAGGAGCCGAGCAGCACCAAGAAAGAUAGCAGCCCAGAGGUGGAAAAGACGUCUCCAGGUGAGUGGAGCGAUGCUCUGUAUCCUCUCCUCUCCACGCUGACAGACUGUGCGUCUCUGAUGAGCGACAAAGCCAAGAAGGCCAUGGUGUUUCUGCUGAUGCAGGACAGCGCUCCCACCAUCGCCAUGAGCCUCACCCUGCAGUACCGCCGCGACGUCGUCUUCUGUCAGACGCUGACGGCUCUGAUCUGCGGCUUCGUUCUCAAGCUGAGGAACAGUCUCUGUGACUCCGGCUUCCUCAGACAGCUGCACACCAUCGGCCUACUGGUGCAGUACGAAGGCCUGCUCAGCACCUACGGGGAGGAGUUGGCCAUGCUGGAGGACAUGAGCGUCGGAGUGAUGGAUCUCAGAAACGUCACCUUCAAAGUCACCCAGGCCACUUCAGCUUUCAGCCCCGACAUGCUGCCGGUGAUCACGGGAAACAGGAACGGCUUCAACGUCCGGGUUCCGAUGCCCGGAGCCAUGUUCGACCUGCUGCCACGAGAGAUCCAGAACGGGAUGCUGCUCCGAGUGCAGCCCGUCCUGUUCAACGUGGGCAUCAACGAGCAGCAGACUCUGGCCGAGAAGUUUGGAGACACGUCGCUGCAGGAUGUCAUCAACAUAGAAAGCAUGACUCGCCUCAGCUCCUACUACGACCAGUUCAAAGAAGUCCUCCCAGAAGACUGCCUCCCUCGCUCCCGCAGCUCCACCGGAGUGCCAGAUCUGCUCAAACUGCUGAGCCAGAACGUCAACGCCAAGAGGAGCAAGAACGUGGAGAUCCUGUGGCAAGCGGCCGAGAUAUGCCGGCGGCUGAACGGAGUGCGCUUCACCAGCUGUAAGAGCGCCAAGGACCGCACGGCCAUGUCUCUGACCCUGGAGCAGUGUCAGAUCCUGCAGCAGGAGCACGCCUUGGCCCCGCAGGUCUUCUACCAGGCCCUGGACUGUAUGCGCAGUGAGGGCUGCAGGAGAGAGAACACCAUGAAGAACGUGGGAUGUCGUAAAUACGCCUUCAACUCGCUCCAGCUCAAGGCCUUCCCCAAACAAUACCGCCCUCCAGAGGGGACGUACGGAAAAGUCGAGACCUAAAAGCACUCUAUCAGGGGGGGGGACAAAAAAAAGAGAGCUGACGGGGAUAAUGAUGAUGGCACCACACAAAGAAAACACAAACUGGAACAACAGCCCUUUGUUUUGUGCUUAGUCACCGUUAAGAUGUCCAAGUGCCAGUGCUACUGUAGGUUGUUUUCUAGCGGUCCCCCUCCUCUCCUUCUGUCCUCUCGGUAGUACUAGGACCACACACACAUUUCCACCCAAACUUCACAUCCAGAAUCAGUAAAAGAUGCGGCUUUGUGUGUUGCGUUGUAGCCGGUGUGCAGACAGGGUCGUCUGCUGCUGUAGCAUCAGGACGCGUCCAGCCGCUCUGGAUUUACGGCAUUUUAACUCGUGUCCCUAGAAAUAAGACAUGACAGGCUUUAGAGCGAUGAUGUGGCUCAUAUAUUACACUUAGUUGAGGUUUUAUUUGAUGCUGGUCUGUAUUUUUCUUGUCAUCAACUAAUCCAAAGCAAAAAAACAACAAUUAUUUUCUUCUGUGUAUCUGAAGCCUUAUUUAUCUUUUCCAUCUGUGCCAACACUGAAUUUAUGACCACAAAAGAGCAGCGGUGGUUUAUAUUGAGAGAAUCCCAGAUAAAUAACCCCACAGUGGCACAAUAGAGAUCUACUGCUUGAAUUUUUCCCAACGAUUACUAUAUUUCCUCCUCUGUGGCUAACACCAAUUAGAAACUACGGCGUCCAACUGUUCUGAAAAUUACUUGGAAAAAGAAAUGUAUUUGGGACCAGUUUUUUAGAUUUACAUUCUCAGUAUGAUUCAGUGGGCUCAAGUGAGACAGAAACGGUAGAAAUGCAGCAACACAUUAUUUUCUGUCUUUUUGUGGAAUUUGUUCACUUGAAAAAAAACAAACCAUAAAAUAACACCAGCGUCGCUUUUUAAGGCAACACAAGGAAAAACGUAUUUGUAGAAUUCACAAUUUUUCAUUAAAAGUCACCAAAAUUCCACCUUAUUCGUCAAAUAUCGGGCCAAACAAGAGCUUUUGAAGUCUCCUGCAUGUGAUGUUGUCUUGUGUUGCUUUAAAUCCAGCGUAGGAAACACAAACACUCGUCUUUACCUGUGACAAAUGUUUCUCUGGACCUAAACUUUCUGAAUCGGUUUAUUUUCAGGUGCUUUUAGGCUGUUGUCUGUCUUUCCCCACACAUCUUUCUUCAGUCACCUAAAUAUUCAACACCGUAUUACGCUCUACAACAAGCACAGAUCUUUAAGAAGUAUAUAUCCGACACUUCAACCUGACAUUUGUACUAUCUGAAGUGAUUCCUGAGGUUCUUCUGAUGCUACCAUCAGGAGGGAAACCGGUUCACAAACCAUGGGCUUCAGAGUGGUGCAUCACAUUAUUCUGUAAUUCUAACAUAUCUACAGAUGUUUAGGACAUUUCUGCAGGAUCAUAUGCAGCGUUAUAGUGGUUUGAUAGUCCUUCCUUAUUCUCAGUUUUACGGCACUCAGUUGAAUUAUGCAGAACUUUGAAAUCAGAUGAAAAUUUUAGUCAUUAAACCUGCAUGAAGACUUCUGCUUGAUACUAUUAUAACUGUACACAUUUGCAGUUAAGAGUACUUGAUAAGGGUUUCUAGAAUUAAGUGAAAUAAUGCAUAUUGCAUUAUUGUACCAACAACAGCUCCAGAUGUACCUUAUUGUACAGUACUUACAGAGACAGUGGAUUUUAUUUUGCUUACAGGUCUUUCUGUUAUUAUGGCUGGUGCUGCCAAAUGCUGUUCUACUUUUAUCCAUUGUUAUUAGUAAGUUACGACCUUGUUCUGAUCAGUUGUACAUGCACACAGGUUGAUCGGGGGGCUGUGCAGACGCCUGCACGCCCACAGUGGGAUGAACCGAACCUAGGUAAUGAAUAAAGGCUUGUCGAUGCCAAA